Monascus purpureus is the source of this 696-nucleotide messenger RNA. Lineage: Eukaryota; Fungi; Ascomycota; Eurotiomycetes; Eurotiales; Aspergillaceae. The record is from the annotation of a GenBank genome assembly.
AUGCGUUUCUCCAUCGCGACAUCCGUCCUCACUUUCGCUGCCUAUUCUGCAGCUAUCAGCAUCACUUCCCCGACCAAGAAUGAGGAAGUUGACUUCUCCGAGGGUGUCACGGUGAAGUGGUCCUCCGUCAGCACCGACCCGUCGACUUUCGACCUGUAUCUCGUCAAUAUGCACGUUUAUCCCAAUGUCAACACCAAGAUUGCCAGCGGUGUGAAGACCUCUGACGGUUCCUACACCAUCAAGGGCGUUUCUGGAAUCACCUCGGGCGAUGACUACCAGGUCAACUUCCUCUCCGAUGACCCCCAGAAUAGCGGUAUCCUGGCCCAGUCCGAGCAAUUCAGCGCCGAAGCUUCUUCCUCUUCUACUACUGCCGCUUCUUCCAGCUCUGCCAGCACCAGCACCGCUUCUUCUGAAACCACCUCCACUGGUUCAAGCACUACCCUGACCGUGGCUUCGACAACCUCUGGUUCCUCCACCGCCACCGGCUCGUCGACCUCGUCCGGCUCCUCUACUUUCGCUACCUCCGCAUCGAGCACCGGUUCCUCCACCAGCUCUGCCACCGGCACUUCCAGCAGCGGCGCUACCCACGCCUCCAGCUCCGCAGAGCCCAGCUCCACCAGCAACGCUGCUGCCGGUCUCAUUGCCCCUGCUACCGCCGGUGGAUUCUUGAUGGGUCUCUUCGCCCUGUUCCUGUAG